AUGAAUCAAAGCACCACAAUUGAUCCUCCGGUCAAUGGAGACCACCCAAGUGUCCUUGGAGAAUCUCGACUGCAACCACAUGACACUAUUUCCAAACACAAAAUCAACAAGCUCAUCCUCAACUACUUCAUCCAGGAAGGUUUCCAGAACGCUGCUUUGAGUUUUGCCAAAGAAACCGCGCUAAAACUCGACAACAAGCCAAAAGUGGAGUUCCCUAAUCGGUCUGGAGCACUUCUGAUUGUUUCAGCCGCCAACAUGGAGCCUGUAGACUUUGUUCUGGCCGUUAAACGAUACGCAGAGCUGAAGGCGCAGAAUCAUGGUGAUUCGAUGUCUUUCCAAACGGAAUCGGCCUCUGAAAUGGUGAAAGGAUACUCGUCGAUCGAGAAGAGAAAGAGAAUUAAGUACCUUAUCUUGAAGGGAGAUAUAACGCAGGCUAUUCACAUCAUCAGUACCUAUUUCCCCACAGUUCUAGACUCGAACAACCUUUUACUCUUCAAGUUGCUCCGGUUGAACUUGAUAGAGAUGAUUCGUGAACACAAGUUCCAGACGGAGUCAGAGAAGUCUAGUGGUGCCGAUUCAGAGCGCAAAUUCUUGGAAGACAUUCUCCUGUUUGUGAGGGAGAACUUGAUUAGCAAAGUCACCCAUUCCCAUGAGCUAUUGAAGGAGUUGGAAAUGACUAUGAGUCUCCUCUGUUUCAAUUUCAAUCCUAGAAAACCAAUUGAAGAGUUGACAGAUUUACCAGAGGAAUUGCGUGUGUUGUUCGAUCUUUCUUUGCGGAAUGAAUGCUACAGGGUGGUUAACAGGGUCAUUUUACUGUUGGAAUCUUCGGAUCUGGAUAUCCAGAAGUACAAGGGACUCGCAUACACCGACUUCAGUCCAGCAAUGCUUCAAAAACUCCCACACGCAUUACCUUUGCCGUCGCACGAGGAUGUGGAGAUGGCCGAUGCUGCUCUCGGUGAAUCGACAAAGAAUAUGGAUAAUAUCGUGUCGUUUGUACAUCCACUUCCCCAGAGACCCGAAUCUGCAACGCCGAAUGGAGAAGAAGCAGUCGUGGAGCAGACAUUGGAAUCUCAUUUGGAGAGAAUUGCUUUGCUUUGGAUAGCCACUGAGCAGAGACUCGUAGAGAGAAAACUCAUUCCCUCGAAGCGAUACGGGCUCGAAAAAACAGAUGGGGUAGAGAGGCUCUAA
Messenger RNA from Sungouiella intermedia, 1188 nucleotides. The record is from the annotation of a GenBank genome assembly. Lineage: Eukaryota; Fungi; Ascomycota; Pichiomycetes; Serinales; Metschnikowiaceae.